CUAGCCCUGUUUCUUCUUCUUCUAUUUAGCUUCCAGUAGCUGUUCCAUUGGAACAUACCCGAUCAGGCAUCAUGAGCAGACUAAUGAUGCUACCCAUCACCUACAUUUUACUCGUGUUGAUGAUCCAGACCCAUGAUAAGUCAUUUUCUGGUUAUGCAUCCCCUGCCGAAGCGAACGUUCGAUUGAAAUUAAUCCACUCCGGAGCAUACGCUCCCAAGUCUGAUUAUGAUCAGAUGGAGCGUAUCCAGGAGCUUGUUCAUAGCGACAUUGUCCGUCAGGGCAUCAUGUUCAGUAGGCACCGCGAGAGCACGAGGAGGAAGGCGUGGGAAAAGCCGAGACCCCGAACCAACGUCUCCAUAGAGAUGCCCAUUUCCUCAGGUCGGGACUAUGGAACGGGCCAGUACUUCGUGGAAGUGAAAGUCGGGACCCCCCCUCAGAAGAUGUUGCUGAUUGCAGAUACCGGAAGCGAACUGACCUGGAUGAGCUGCAAGCGCCGCAACCGGAGAAGAGGAUUCCGGCCAACUCGAUCCUCCACCUUCAAGACUGUUCCUUGCUCGUCUCGUACUUGUAAGAUUGACUUCAUGGAUCUCUUCUCGCUUGCUCGGUGCCCCACCCCAUCUACACCCUGUUCCUAUGAUUACAGAUACUCGGACGGGUCGGGUGCGUUGGGGAUCUUUGCGCGAGAGACGGUAACGGCGGAUAUCGCAAAUGGGAAGGGGAGGGCGACCAAGGUAAAAGACGUGGUGGUUGGAUGUACCCUGACUAUACGAGGUCAGAGCUUCCAGGGAGCCGACGGGGUGUUGGGCUUGGCGUACAACAACUACUCCUUUGCGAACAGGGCCUCACGCAUGUUCGGCGGAACCUUCUCGUAUUGCCUUGUUGAUCAUCUAAGCCACAACUACCUCUCCAAUUAUCUCACUUUUGGAGGCGUGGGCGCUGCGAGCCAUUCACCAUUGCUUUCACAUAUGCGUUACACCAAGCUUGAUCUGACCAGCCUCAGCCCCUUCUAUGCUGUGAAUGUAAAGGGCAUAUCCAUCAACGGAGCAUUGCUAAAGAUCCCCUCCCUAAUAUGGGCGGCCCAUCGCGGUGGCGGGACGAUCGUUGAUUCUGGAACGAGCCUGACGUUUCUAACGGAACCGGCUUACAGGGCUGUCGUGGGUGCUCUAGGAUGGGCACUGUCCAAGAGACUUGAGAGGACGAAGUUGGACGGGGGAGGGCCUUUGGAGUACUGCUACAGGUACAACAGCACAGGCUCCUGGUCUGGGUUCGACGAAUCGUGGGUGCCGAGGCUUGCAAUACACUUUGGUGAUGGCGCUCGGUUCGAUCCUCCGGUGAAAAGCUACGUGAUCGAUGCAGCUCCAGGGGUGAAAUGUCUGGGGUUCGUGUCGACGGCAUGGCCUGGCGUAUCUGUGAUUGGCAACAUCAUGCAACAGAAUCAUGUAUGGGAGUUUAACUUGGUCCAAAGCGUGUUGGGUUAUGCACCCUCCACUUGCAACUCCACAUGAAUUCGUUCCGGAAUUUGUACUUAGCCUCGCCUCACACUACUCUGCCACUCCCCUGUUUUACUUUUACACACUUUUGUGUUUCAUAUAUAUAUCACAUACAAACUACUCAAAUGACUCCGA
Messenger RNA from Rhodamnia argentea, 1625 nucleotides. Its product is annotated as aspartic proteinase NANA, chloroplast. Bases 72 to 1505 code for a protein of 477 amino acids. Lineage: Eukaryota; Viridiplantae; Streptophyta; Magnoliopsida; Myrtales; Myrtaceae. Gene Ontology annotation, biological process: proteolysis. Gene Ontology annotation, molecular function: aspartic-type endopeptidase activity. The record is from RefSeq and is a predicted model, not a curated record. The transcript is spliced from 2 exons.